GCCAACAAAUGACAAUGUAUAUAAUGACAUCAGUAAUAUUUUAAUUAUAUAAAACGUAGUCUAAAAUGUGUCAAAUUUUUCUAAGAUGAAAAUGCCCAAGUAAUCUUUUGACUUGGUAUUUUUAUACCAGGUACAAUAUGUAGCCAAAAAUUAUGACUGCAUGGCAAGCAAGAAGUUUUGUUUCCUCAAAUCCGCCGACACCGUCUCGCGCCGUCGAGUCUCUCUGCCGAUCCUCCGGCGUGAAAUAAACACUUUUUACAAAAUAAUCGCAAAUAUAUUUAAUUAGCCCAGGUAACAAUGAAAGUAAUGUAAGUGAAGUAGGACGACACAAUAUCUUAGGGACUGGUUACUACUUAUGUCUGUUACAUCGCGUGCUAUGCGCUUAUUUUAUGUGUAGAGUCGGUCGAUACGCCGCAGUGCUGUGUAAAGCGCCGUCCUAAACGCACGGACCCGGUUCAGCUUUGGUUUAGUUCAGCGUUCGUGCCGACGUUGUUGCGUUCGAAAAUACUCUGGAAACAUCGCAAACAUGAGUUAUUUGGAGAAGGUCGACCGUUACCUGGACUCUCUCAAAGUUGGGAAGAGUGCCAUGGUAGACUCCUGGUUUAUGAUGUCAAGUCCGAUGCCCAUUCUUUCUGUGGUCGUUGCCUAUUUGAUCCUCAUCCGCAUCGGGCCGAGAAUCAUGAAGAAUCGCCAGCCACUGCAGAUGAACAGGCUGAUCGCGUAUUACAACGCCUCGCAAGUUUUCUUAGCUACUAUGAUUUGUUUUAAGGUUUUCAAGUUGAAUCUCUUCAGAGAUGGGAUAAUUUAUGCAGGUUGCCGUUAUCCGUCCAAUACGCAAAAUUCAAUGUUACUAGACUUGGGUUGGUGGUAUUUCUUCGCAAAAUUCACAGAGCUACUAGACACCGUAUUUUUUGUUCUCCGUAAGAAAGAUAAGCAGGUGACCUUCCUCCACGUGUACCACCACGUGAUCAUGGCUCUCUACUCGUGGAGCUACCUGAAGUUCGCGGCGGGCGGGGAGGGCGCAGUCCUGGCGCUGCUCAACUCUGUCGUCCACGUCGUUAUGUACUCGUACUACCUGCUGUCGGGGCUCGGGCCCCGCUUCCAGAAGUACCUCUGGUGGAAGAAGUACGUGACGAAGCUGCAGCUGAUCCAAUUCAUCCUGAUGCUGACGUACUGCGCCUGGACUCACUUCUCCCCUCGCUGUCAGUACGCCUCUGGCUUCACAUACUUCAUCUGCUCCAACAUCACCAUAUUCUUAUUUCUAUUCCUCAAUUUCUAUACUAAGAGUUACAAGAAGAGAAACAUGGAAAAGAAAAAUGUCGAAAAGGAAAUUAAAGAAGAAUACGAGAGAGCUCACAAUGGUGUCAAAACUAAUGGUGUCUGCAAAAACGGAGUCAACCAGAAGAAAGAGAACGGGCUGCAUGGGAAUGAUUGCAAGAGUGCUCCCAAUAUAGAGGAGAACCCCUGCGAAGUGAACAAGGCUUGCGGUGAUUACAUCAAAGAUGGAAAACUACUUCUUACGCGACGAACGACAAAGUCCGCAUUCGGAGCCGAAUUCGACUUCGAUAGUAUAAUAAAUAAAUGAUUCGUCAAGGUCAAAGACUACAGCUAGCGGUUCUAUUGAGACUGAUGUAUGUGAUGACAUUGGUAUUGUUAAAGCCUAAGAUUUUUGUGGAGUUUGGAACUUAGAUAAGUACGCUUAAGUAAUCGCUUCACUAGGACUCUUUCAAAUUGAAGAAAGGACCAUGUUUGGUGCUAUAUCAUUUGUUAGAGCCGUUAAUUUUCGAAAAAAAGUGGAGUCUAAAAUUACAGCAUAUCGUAGUUCGUAUUGCAAAAUUAUUGAAUUUAAAAAUUAUCGUACCAGUGAGAAGACGCUUUAAAUUUACAAUAAAUUGCCAACCGCACAAUUGUUAAUGUAGAUUUUAAGGUUAAGCAUUUGCUGUAAAUAUAAUACGUGAAGUAUAAUCGUGCACUAAUUCGAUGCAGCCAGAUUUAAUUUAGAUUGAGACCUUUCAUACAUGGUAAAUUUAACAUCAAUAGUGGCGGUAACUACGUUGCUUUUAAUGUUGUUUUGUGAAGAACUUAAGGGCUCUAAAGGAUGCAAAUAUAUAAAAUAGUGCUUAAAUAUAGGUGACGGUUAUAAUACUAUGCAGUGACAUAAAGUACCCCACAUCACUUCAGUCGAAUCAAACAGCAGCCGUCCACUCGAAUGAUAAGAUUUUCCAUUUUUCAAUUUGAAAUCAUGCCAAUUAGAGCUAGCAUCAAUUCUAGCAUUUUCCUCUUCAUUUCCUUUCAUGCUUUCAUUAAAUUCAACAAAA
Trichoplusia ni (cabbage looper) is the source of this 2318-nucleotide messenger RNA. RefSeq names its product elongation of very long chain fatty acids protein 7-like. The record is from RefSeq and is a predicted model, not a curated record. Gene Ontology annotation, biological process: very long-chain fatty acid biosynthetic process; fatty acid elongation, polyunsaturated fatty acid; fatty acid elongation, saturated fatty acid. Bases 527 to 1585 code for a protein of 352 amino acids. NCBI's taxonomy places the organism in Eukaryota, Metazoa, Arthropoda, Insecta, Lepidoptera, Noctuidae. Gene Ontology annotation, cellular component: endoplasmic reticulum membrane. Gene Ontology annotation, molecular function: fatty acid elongase activity. The transcript is spliced from 7 exons.